Molecule: messenger RNA, 432 nt
Organism: Paramecium tetraurelia
Lineage: Eukaryota; Ciliophora; Oligohymenophorea; Peniculida; Parameciidae
Exons: 1
Source: RefSeq, a predicted model, not a curated record
AUGCCUUUAAAAACAAGCAUUUUGAAAUCUGAUCAUUCAGAAGAAUAAAGAAAUAAGAAGUAGGGCAAUAACUCAAAUUAUUCUUAAUUACGACUAGAUGAUUUAAUAAUUGACAAACCUUCGGAAUAUAGAAUUAAGACAAGUUCAGGCAUCAAAAUGCAAUAAGUUUUACUUAACAAACGGCGUUUAGCCGAACCUACAAACAUAGAAUGGAUGUAUAAUUACAAAUCUAAAACAAAAUUGCAUAAAUAAUCUAAAAUGUGUGAAUAUCUAAAGUCAGUUAUCGAAGAAAAUAAAUUAAAACCUACUAUUGGAUAAUUCCAUUAAGUAAAAAUACAAAAUUUGACACAAAGCGACAUUAUUAAGGAAAAGCAUAAUAUUAGGAAAAAAAUAUUUUAAAAUCCUAGAAGAAUAAGCUCCAAAAUUUAAUGA